UCUGUGUCGCGUGCACGUGUUGUGAUUUGCUCUCGACAUCAGUGGAGCUUAGUUGUCGCACGUUGACCAGGAUUGGCGACCAGCACAAUGCGCCUGCUGGGGUUACUGACUGUCCUCUCGCUGUUGGUCCACGUGUGGGCCAAUGACGGUGAGGCAGAAAAACCUGACGUGGCGGUGAAAGCCUUGGAGAUCGACGGCAAGGCUGUUGCACAAGACAGAUCUUCAGACGCGGCUUACAUGGACGAAAGUCAUACCCCUUCGGACCAAAUGGCUGUAGAGUCUAUUGAUCGUCACUAUUCUGUGCAAGCUCCUCCACCUCAGCAACUUAUGCAGGGAGGUCCUAUCCCGUUCCCAGUGUCUCUUGCGGCCAAACCAGGCAGUCUUGUUCUCCCAGGCCAUCCUUACCUCCAGCAACCUAGACGUCCGGUUUAUGGCAUGCCGCACCACAGGCGAAAUUUCCCUCCUCCAGCUGUGGCUAAGAUUCCUCAUCCGGUACGACCUAGCUAUUCACCGGCUCCUGCGUUGGGUCAGAUCCCAAGGCAACAGGCCCCCCGAUUCGCUCAAUUCAACCCUCCUCCACCUCGAUCAUUUAAUCCUACUCCUCACCCAUUCAACAUUCCACCCCCUACAGCAAGAGCAAGUUUUCCUAAUCACAAUGGAGUAUUAUUAAAUGUUCCCACUGGAGAACCCGUAUACCAGCCGCCGCCACCACCACCUCCUCCUUCUCAUCCUUCCCCUGCAGCGGCUCCACCGCCCCCUCAAAAUUCACUUCAGAACGAAGGACCUGAUUUUGGAGAACCUAAAAAUAAUGAUUUAAUAGAAGAAAGUGAAUCUUCCAGGGUGGUUCAAGCCCUAAGCCCGCCACCACAAGUACCAACUCCUUUGUCACAAACAGCAAAAAAACUCAACAUUGAACAAGAUCAAUAUGUCCCACCCGCCCAAAUUGAACCUCGUCAGCCAAUUUCUAACAGCAAAGAUCAAAUUGCUGUAGAAAGUCACCGGGAAAAUGUAUACGUACCACCAACAGCCGGGGGCCCAAUUGAACAAUGGCCCUCAUCCGCUCCUGACAUGCCUCAGAUUGUUGGAUUGGAUGUGAAAUGCGACAAGAAUUUGAUGAAAGUGAGAAUAGAAUUUGAUAAACCAUUUAACGGGAUAAUAUUUAGCAAAGGACAUUACAGUAACGUUCAUUGCGUUCAUUUACCAGCUGGUCUUGGAAGGACUCACUCCACCUUUGAUGUGUCUAUUAACUCGUGCGGCACAACCGGCAACACUGAGAAUGGAUUGUACGGGUACGGUAGUCAAAGUGGAUCUGGCACUUAUUUUGAAAAUACAAUUGUUAUUCAGUAUGACCCACAGGUUCAGGAAGUGUGGGAUCAGGCAAGGAAGCUCAGAUGUACGUGGCAUGAUCAGUACGAAAAAUCAGUGACAUUCCGUCCAUUCGCAGUUGACAUGCUUGACGUAGUGAGAGCUGAUUUUGCAGGUGACAAUGUUGGCUGCUGGAUGCAAAUCCAAGUAGGUAAAGGGCCUUGGGCUUCAGAGGUUUCGGGCUUGGUAAAAAUUGGACAAACCAUGACAAUGGUUCUUGCCAUAAAGGAUGACGAUAGCAAGUUUGAUAUGAUGGUUCGUAACUGCAUGGCUCAUGAUGGAAAGAGGGCUCCAAUCCAAUUGGUAGAUCAACGCGGUUGCAUCACUCGCCCCAAACUCAUGUCAAGAUUUACCAAAAUAAAAGACUUCGGUGCAUCCGCAUCCGUGCUAUCAUACGCUCACUUCCAGGCUUUCAAGUUCCCAGAUUCGAUGGAGGUACAUUUCCAGUGUACUAUUCAAAUCUGUCGGUACCAGUGUCCUGAACAAUGCUCUGAAGGACUCUCUCAUGGCUACUCAGGAGGAAUUGCCAGCGCCCCCAGAGAUCACAGACGAAAGCGCGCAGUCGAUGACUCCAAUGACGACAAAGACAAUGAAAGUGACAAGGAGACAGACAUCGGCGUCAACAGAGUCAUUCAGGUGGUGUCAACGCGGGACUUGACAUUCAUCUUGGAAAAGAACGGUACUGACGCAGAAGAACUGCGGGAGAUCAUGAAGGAAACAUUGGUCACUUCAGAUGAACACAACGGUCUCGUUUGCAUGUCAACCCCAGGAUUCGCUGCAACGCUCAUCGUUCUUCUCGGAAUCUUGAUUGUUUCAUGCUUAUUAUCAGCGUUUAUGUGCCUUAGGUUCAAAGCAGCUCCAGGAGGUGGUAGCAUUAUUUCUAGUUAUGAGAACCCAGCAUUUUUAAGAAAACAAGAUUGCUUCGAAUUCUAACAGAGCAGUAGCAUUGCCAGUAUUUCGAUUAUUGCUCAUUUAACAUAGAUGAGACGGGAAAUGUACUUUUGAUGCAUGGAUGGUGUGAAAAUUCCCCUCAAUAAGUUUCUUUGUGAACUGACAUAAAUUUCCACCCCUUGGAAGAUUCUCAAGAAAUUCCAGAUGUUUGUGAGUGAUAAUAUUCUUGAUGUGUUGUACAUAUUUAAAGAGCUCGAAGAUACCGCUCAAUUCACUUCGUAGUUAGAGUAGAGAUAAUAUGUGAAAAUUAUUAUUGGAAAAAUGAUGUACAUGCCUAAUAAGAAAAUACCUAUAGAUUGGUUUUAAGCAAUUAAACUUAAAUGAUAAUAGUCCACAUAUCCCUCUAUCUUCAAAGAUCACAUCGCAUUUAAACAUCUUAUUUCAGAGAGUCACUUUUUGUUAACAUUUAUCUCAUAAUUGCUAUUGCCCCGUCAUGGCGUCUUCCUCCAAAUGUACAGCACAUUUUCCAUUCACUUUGCUAUAGUUUUCACGCUGAAGAGCUAAAUAUGAUUUAUUACUAACGAGUAUUAGCGAGAAAAGAGCCAAACAUUUGAGGAGAUUAUUAGGGCAAAUUGAAAAAAAUGAAUAAAUACUGAUGGAAAUUAGUGUUUAGGUUGACAAGCAACUCCUCUUUUCGUAAUUGUUUCUGUCGUAGAGAAAAACAAAGUCAAGGAGGAAGUUCAAACAUGAACAAAAGUUUCUGAAGUUUGAUAUUCUUCAAUGCUUGCAGUUUAGUUGGAAAUUGCGUUAAAAAAAAUAGUAUUCCGUUUUUACUUAAAAAUAGUAUUCCGGAUCCACAGGACCUGUCAUAUAGAAUAGAAUAGAAGUGUCGGUACUGAAGAAAAAUGUCCAAUAAAUUAGUUAGGAUUCAUCGUAAAUCGCAAUCAGUAAACUAGUAAUCAUGUAAUGUUUGCAAAAAAUGACCAAAUUGAAAUAUAUAUUUAUUUUCAUAAUGUAUGUAUUCACAUAUAAUUUGACUGCCGAAACUUGUCUGCAUUUCUAAAUUGUGCACAUCGACAGUAAUUGGCAGCUGGAGACCUAUUUAAAAUAAAACCAGUGUUAUAAUACGAGCACAGCUCUUGAAAUGUCGUAUGAAUACAAACUACGAGUGAGUGAACAAUAUAAUUUCACGUCAACCAUUAAUAUUUUCUAUAGGAACAUUGUUACUAAUCCAGUAUGUAUAUAAUGUUUGGCAUACUUCUUCUUAAGUUUGAUGUGUUUGUUGAGUUGUUGCUUAGUUUAUAUGUUCCGUUGUUGAUUGUUUUUUGAAAGUAUUUAUUUAUUGAAUGAAUGUCGUGUGCCGUUGAUUGUUUUAGGUCUUUGGGUGUGUGAUAAUGUUAUUCCAUUAAAAUAAGUUAAGAGGAUUGUUGAAAGGAAAUUUGUCAACAUUUCAGAUAUGCCAAAUCUAUCGAGUAUAAAAUUUGAUUACAGCUUUUCAAGAGAAUUAAACUAAAAAAAAUGAUUCGUAAGGUUUAAUUUUGACGAGUGGAUUCCGUUUAUAUCUAAUAAAAAGAAUUUUUAAUUGAUAUAAUAUGUACUUUCUUUAUAUUAGUUGCAAUGGCGAUGGCUGGAUAACGUGCGGGCCGUCAAGCCCGUGACGCCAGAACGACAAGGACAACUAGCGGCAUUUGUUAAAUAAAACAUAUGAAGAGA
Messenger RNA from Hyalella azteca, 3969 nucleotides. RefSeq lists its product as uncharacterized. The transcript is spliced from 3 exons. NCBI's taxonomy places the organism in Eukaryota, Metazoa, Arthropoda, Malacostraca, Amphipoda, Hyalellidae. The record is from RefSeq and is a predicted model, not a curated record. The coding region runs from base 88 to 2298 and encodes 736 amino acids.